This is a messenger RNA of Cannabis sativa, 2162 nucleotides long. RefSeq names its product probable LRR receptor-like serine/threonine-protein kinase At1g67720. The coding region runs from base 136 to 1638 and encodes 500 amino acids. Gene Ontology annotation, molecular function: protein binding. NCBI's taxonomy places the organism in Eukaryota, Viridiplantae, Streptophyta, Magnoliopsida, Rosales, Cannabaceae. The record is from RefSeq and is a predicted model, not a curated record. The transcript has 9 exons.
UAUGACCAGGUCAUCAAGCAUGUUGAUAAUUAAACUGUCAUUUCCAAUUAUACAUUCAUGCAUAAACUGAAUCUAAUAUUUAUUUUCUCUGUUCCUAUGCCCAAAACAAUUUGAUGAAUCCUCCUUCAAAUAAUAAUGUCUCUCCUCCUCAAAAUCAUCCUACCCAUUUGUUGCCUUCUCACCUUUCCUUCCCUCUUCGCUCAAUCUCAAACUAACCCAACAGGGUAUCUGUUAGAUUGCGGCGCCGGUGAGUCUUCCAGUGCCGGAGUCACCGUCAGCGGGUUGAGAUACGUUACCGACGAGGGUUUCACCUCGGCCGGGAACAUAACGAAGCUCAAACAGAAUGACCUCGUCCCAAUUCUCUCCACUCUCCGUUACUUCCCAGAUACCUCUGCCCGGAAAUUCUGUUACUCGAUUCCUGUGAUUAAAGGCGGAAAGUACCUUGUGAAGACGACGUAUUACUAUGGAGGAUUCGAUGGAGGUGAUAAGCCGCCGGUGUUCGAUCAGAUCGUGGAAGGAACGAAAUGGGGUGUGGUUGAUACGAGCGAGGACUACGCCAAUGGGCUUAGCUCGUUUUAUGAGAUUGUGGUUUUGGCUAAGGCGAAUAGGUUGAGUGUGUGCGUUGCUAGAAAUGGGGAAACGAAGUCGAGCCCAUUUAUGUCGGCUUUAGAGGUGGAGAACUUGGAUGAUUCGUUGUAUAAUGCCACGGAUUUUACCAACAAUGCGCUUAGCACAGUGGCUAGGUGUAGCUUUGGUGAAGAUCAUUCUAUUGGCUUUCCAGAUGACAAAUUCAACCGAAUAUGGCAACCCUUCAAGGACCUAAAUCCUGUGGUGAUUAGCCAUCACAAAGUGAACCCUUUAGAAUUCUGGAAUGUCCCACCCGAAAAGGCAUUCAAGAACGCGAUUACAACGAGCAGAGGAAAGAGGCUACAAAUCCAAUGGCCACAAAUCUCAGUAUCUACUGGUGACUACUACAUUGCCCUUUAUUUCCAGGACAACAGGACUCCAAGCCCAUAUAGCUGGAGAGUCUUUGAUGUGUUAAUAAAUGGCAACAAAUUCUAUGCUAAUCUUAAUGUCACAACCAAAGGUGUGACAGUUUAUUCAACUCAAUGGCCAUUAUCUGGGCAGACUGAAAUUGUCUUGAUUCCCAGCAAUGAUAUGCCUGUUGGACCUGUGAUUAAUGCUGCUGAAGUCCUGCAAAUUCUCCCCCUUGGUGGAAAGACACUUUCUAAAGAUGUGGUGGCAAUGUUGGAUUUGGGUAGACAGUUUAACAAUCCGCCUUCAGAUUGGAGUGGCGAUCCUUGCUUGCCUAAGGAGAAUUCAUGGACUGGUGUUACAUGUUCUCAAGGGAAAUUUGCUCGAGUUGUUGCUUUGAAUUUAACUAACAAGGAACUGUCUGGUACUCUGUCUCCAACCAUAGCAAAUUUAACUGCACUCAAUCAUAUAUGGCUUGGGGGUAACAAACUCUCAGGUACCAUUCCAGAAAUGUGGUCACUAAAGGAUUUAAGGAGUUUACAUUUGGAGAAUAAUCAGUUUGAAGGACCAGUUCCUAAGUCUUUGGGUCAACUUCCACAUCUUAGUGAAAUAUUUCUUAAUAACAACAAACUGGAUGGCCAAAAUUCUGUUACAGCACAAUAGGAAAACGUUGAAAGUAUACAUCUAGGGAAUAAAACUUGGUAGAGCUGUAAUCUAAGAGGAACAAUGGAUAUGAGUUUGACAAGCAAUAUUGAAUGAAACCAAAAUUUUCUAAUUAUGCUAAUCAUAAUGGAUUAUAUGGAGAGAUGACAAAGGUAUCUCAGAAAUAGAUGAUGUAUGUAAUGUUAUUUGCAAAGAUUAUAUAUUUCUGAGUUGUUUUUGCUUUGCUUGUAAUCUUAUUUGCAGUAGAGAAAGCCACAGUUGUAACCACAGAAGAAAAAUGAUUAAAAGAAAAAAGAGAAAGAAAUGGAUAUACAGCUGAUUCUGAUUCAUAUUAAUUUGCUUAGGUUUGUUUGGAAUGAAGGAAUGAAUAAUUGUAAUAAGAAGUUCCUUUUAUUUGCUCUAAAUGAGUGUUAUUUGCACUAAAAUUGGUUCUUUUUUCAUUAUAAAAAAAUUGGUAUGGUAUAUGGUCUAAUGCAACUGAUACUCAAUUUUCGACUGGUAUCAAUAAAUAAAAGAGUAAUUUG